Molecule: messenger RNA, 4602 nt
Organism: Doryrhamphus excisus (bluestripe pipefish)
Lineage: Eukaryota; Metazoa; Chordata; Actinopteri; Syngnathiformes; Syngnathidae
Source: RefSeq, a predicted model, not a curated record
GACUAUCAUGAAUGAUCAGCGAAUUUACUUAAUCUGGGUUUAAUUACUUACACGAAAGCAUCACUUGGAUACGAUAGUUGUAAUAAUUGAUAGAAUUUACAAAUUAGUUAAUGUAGAGUGAAAACAUUCUGCAACAUCAGCUACUGUGUUAGCUUGUUUUGGGGCGGGGGCGAAAUAUGGAUAAUGUGUUUAUUUUUCAAAAUGGCACCCUUGGUUAAUCUUCAUUUCUGGUUGGCUAUUUUAAAAUUUAAACUGCCGAUUUUUGGUUCUAAGCUCACCUUGUACAGGCCUCGGAUGUUGUCCUCCCCGAACACAUUGCUAAGGGUCUGGUAGACGCCGUUAGCCGCCCGUCGGAAGCUGUUCUGGUUGCUGCUGGCCCGGCCUCUGGCCGCUUCCGCUGCCGAGAGCACCGACGCGGAAAGCAGCAAGAAAAGCAAGGACAAUGUAGUUGCUUUCAUGGCAGCCUGUGGUGUAAAUGAGGAAAAUAUUAGUCAAACAGAUUCGUUUAAGAUAGCUGCCUUCCCUCCUGCGGACGUCUUGGCUGCUGGCGCUCAGCGCUCUGCUGGGAUGUCAAGUGACGCGUUAAAGUGACGUUGUAGAUUUCAGCUUCUACAUCCCAACAACGGGGAGGCUUUCAAGGCGGUACAAAAGUGAUAGCUCAGCUCUUAAACGAGACGUACUUUAUCGAAUAAGUAAAAUUAACGUGUAGUUUCAAGUGUGAAAUUGAGUAUCGCGAAUACGGUACUAUACGUCUAAAUAGUAGACGGUUCUGAUGUUUCCCGUGUAACUUGAACGCUACACUAAGGCAGUUUGGUAACUCACAAUUGGACGGUCUCCCAAACGCCUGCUCCAAACCGCCAUCUGAACCAGGCUGCCCCCCAGCGUCCAUGCACGAAACAGCAGCCCGGGAUGCAACACACACAUACAACGCUACAAUAUAUAUGCAGAUUACAGCAAUUAUUACAACAAAAACAUUAUUAAAAUAAUAUAUACAUACAUCACUAUAUGACCCUUCCUGAGGUGUCAACAGACUUUUUUUGUUAUGUAACGCGUUUUUACGAACGCCAUGUUUUAAAUCAUAAUCCCCACCUCAAGAAAAACAUGAAAUGUCAUUCAAUAUUAACAGUUGCAAUUCAACGUAAUGCCACUAGAUGGCAAUAUUACACAAGAGUUGCUAAUCAACGCUAUACAAAAAAAAAGAAUAGUUUGUGAUUGACAGGGCGUUACUUGGUAACCUAGCUACGGAGCCAUACAGUGCUAACAUGACACAGCGAAAUGUCCACCGUACGUGAAGUAAGUAGAUUAAUUUAAAAGUUUAUUUUUUUCAAUCGGGUGAAUAGUGAGCAUUUUAAAUAUGUAUGGGCGGGCUCCGAGAGUCACCUUCCUGCCACAUAAUGGGACCUCCGCUACUGUGGGUCCUGGAUCUUACAACAUCACCACACCGCAACUUUCCACAGUGUCAGAUGGCUACGCUCCUUUUUUGUCCUUGGCAAGCAGACUAGCAUUGCUCAAUGAGUCCAGUGGGACAGAACCGGGACCCGGGUCCUACGACUCCUCACCUGUGAAGCUCAACGUCCACGGUGGCUGCAGUCUGCAGAACCGCUCCAAGCGUUUUCAGGAUCCAGUGUCCGAGGGUCCGGGCCCAGGGGCCUAUGAUAUUCCGGUGCCAGCCUCGGGGAACAAGCCCGGAGCCCUGAUGACUGAUGAUGGACUCUCUGAGAAGCUUGGCAGGAGAAAGGUGUAUCAAGCCAAAAGUCUCCAGAGGCUUGUCGGACAGUCAGACGUUCCAUCCAUUCCCUCCCCGGGUCAAGCCUGUGGCUACGAGGAGGACGCCAUGGGGGUGCUACGCAAGCAGGAGCCUCCAACCAGAGACGCCAGCCUGGGCCCCGCCUACUACAACCCUCUCACUGCAGAGAAGACUUGUGCACAAAAGUAUAAAGGCGUCCACUUUGGCAACAUGACGGCAAAGAGGGGCGAGGCGGUGAAGGAUGAAGGCCCAGGUCCAGGCCACUAUUACCCUGAGAUCGUCCCAGAAACACACUACGAGAAUGUAAACAUGCGAAAAGAGCGAAGGGGCGGAGCCCAGCUGGUUAUACCUCGUUACCACGACCUUUUGCCCAUACAGGAGGAAAAAAAGGCAAUCCCUGGUCCAGGCUACUAUGACAUCAGAGGUCAGUUUGAGAGGCCCGGUGACACAAAACAGCAGUUCACGUCCCCCUUCCUGUCCCAGACCGAGAGGUUCAAGCCUGCCAAGGAAGUGACGCCUCCUGUCGGUGCGUAUAAUGACCCGCGCUGCGCCUUCCAGGCGCUACAAGGCGCGGCGGUGCCCAGCAAAAGCCCCUUUGGUGUCACGGCGGCACGCUUCCCUCCUAACAGAAACGGAGGCGCCACACCAGGCCCCGGGUCCUACGACGUCUUUGCCUACGGGUUGGCCCAGGAGUGUUUUAAAAGGGCCUUUUUAGAGAGAGCCAAGAAGGGAGGCUUUGGCUCCACGGCUAAACGCUGCAGCAUCUUCUUCAAUAAGGAAUCGAUCCUGGGACCGAGUCCAGGAGAGUACGAGGUAGAAAAGCGUCCGGAGGAGCUCUACAAAAAGCAGCACACGUCCGCAUUCCGAUCAGCCACACCGCGCCUUGCGUCCUCACUUUUGCCCAAAGAUUCCCCCGCACCCAAUGCCUAUGAUGUCAGCAGGCCAUUCCAGGCAGCAGGUGGAGCCUCUGCAGCCAGAAGCCAAGACGCCAAAAGACGACAAAGCAGCUUCCUCUCCGCGGCACCACGACAUGCGUCCUUUCUGGAGUGUGCGCACAGCGGGCCAGGUCCAGCUCACUACAACCCCGGUUUGAAAUCCUCCCCUCCAAUGACCCUAAUGGCCUCCAGGGAAGAUCGCUUCAAGGUGUCCAUGAACACCAACCCAGGACCUGCCGCUUAUCAGUUGAGUCCAGGCAUCAUGAACACGGUGCUGAAGGGAACCUACAACGUGACACUCAACGAUCCUCUCUGUUACUUCCGCCGCUCCCAACUGGACCACCAUCCCAUUGUCGCUACCAAUACGUCUUAGUAAGGGGGGGGGGCUUUGAAUGUACACUACACCAGUGGACAAAUAGCAGGAAUACGUUUGGCAUUGUCAGAUCUUAAGGAGGUUCUAAGUUUCGCUUCAAACCAGCAAUGGUAAUUGGUAAUGGGAGUGAGACAAAGCAAGUGUUAAAGUGAAAUAGGCUGUUCCAAAGUUUAAGACCAGCCCUCAAAUAACCCUGGAACCCCCCCUUAAGUAGAAAUACAAUGUUCAAAACAGGACUCGGGUAAUUCAGCUGCCAUUCCUGUUAAUCACUUAAAAUUGCUUUGGCAAGAUGGCUUCACGAAGAGCAUCCACUCUUUGGAACUGAUGUCUCUUUCGUCAGAUUCCCUUACCAUCCAUCCCCAAAAGGUCUCAAUAGGAUUUGGAUAAAGGGAACGAGCUGGAUGGUCCAAAAGAGUGAGCUUAUUCCUCUGGAAGAAGUACUUUGUGAAUGUUCUUUGUGAUGGCUGCCGUUUGACGCCCCCGCGCAACCUGAAGCACUCCCACAUUAGCAUUUUGUGGUGUUGUAGAAGAAUAGCUCUUUGGAGAUGUUGUUUUUGUUCUCCAUGGUUAUUGGACUGCACUCGGGACCAGUACCGACCUUCAUUUGGGCCCCGGUUGGUUGGUCCGGUGUCGGAUACUCCAUGACGCUCGGUAAGAGGUCUCGCUUAUGCAGCUGAACAAUCGCCACCACUCAAAGAGAGAAAGCUUUGCCUUUGCCAUCAAGAGAUCAUGACGGGGUGGAUACAGGACAGAAAAUGACAUUCAAUCCAUAUUUUUUUCUGAUGAACAAGCCUAUUUCACUUUAAUAUUUGUUUCCUAGUCUGACUCCCAUUUCUUUUUUUUGCAUUUUAAAGCUCGACCCCAGGGGUGGGCAAACUUGUUGACUCGUGGGCCGCAUUUAGUUAACAAAAUUGUCCAGGGCCCGGCUAUAUAUUUGAUACAUGCCAACUGUUUUACGUUUGUAAUUCUAACAGUCCACCAGGAAUAAUUUAUCUGUAAAAGUGUCAUACAUUCUGUCCCCAUUAUAAUUCAUAAUGCCGCCUACAGAGAACAUACUAACUCCUUAUUUCUAAAAUUACAAAUACUUCAACUUGCUCAUAUAGUUAAUCUUCAAACAGCUAAAAUCAUGCAUAAGGCUAAAAAUAACCAAUUAGCUAAAAAUGUCAUCCAAUACUUCUCUACAAGAGAGGAGAAAUAUGAUCUCAGGGAAGAAGUACAUUUGAAACACUUAUAUGCUAGGACUACGUUAAAAAGCCAUAGCAUUUCAGUAUGUGGAAUCAAACUAUGGAAUGGAUUGAGUAAGACCCUCAAACAAUGCACAACGAUGAGCCAAUUCAAGAAACAAUACAAGCAGUUGAUGUUUGCUAAAUACAAGGAUGAAGAGUCUUGAACCAGUCAUGAUGUGCUAUAUAUAUCACUAUAUUGACACUUACUAUGGUACCCAUUAUGUCAUUGGAUGGUCAUAUCACCUCGUACUUCAGGACGUGACAAAAAUAAAAAAUAAAAAAUAAAAAAUAAAAAAUAAAAAAUAAAAUUUUAAAUUUAAA